This is a messenger RNA of Macrobrachium nipponense, 1248 nucleotides long. RefSeq lists its product as uncharacterized. The transcript has 4 exons. NCBI's taxonomy places the organism in Eukaryota, Metazoa, Arthropoda, Malacostraca, Decapoda, Palaemonidae. The record is from RefSeq and is a predicted model, not a curated record. The coding region runs from base 181 to 609 and encodes 142 amino acids.
UGGUUUUCAGUCGAGCAUUCAGUGUGAGACCGUCUACCGCUUGAAUAGGUCACCUGUUGUCUGCGGGGACACAUUUUUAAGUUAAUAUUAAACCCAUCUGGUUGGUGUUGGGGGUAACAAAAGCCAGUAUCUUCUGUCUGUUGGUUUGUGAUUGACCAGAAGACUAUAGGUCCUUAAAGAAUGGAAAGUACGACUGGGGUGGUAUGUCUCGUCGUGUUCUUUCUCUUAAUUUCCUUUUGUGCGUCUUUCAUCGUCUUCUAUGUCGCCCACACGAGGUGGAGUAAGAGGAAAAGAGCAAGCGGUAUAAAUUUGCCCGGCCAGCUGUUGCAUCACAAUGUGGAUUUGGGCCGGGAGAUGCCCCAGAAUGAGGACCACCUACGCAUGUUCCCACAUUCACCCAGCAGUCUUUAUCUAAUUGAUUUAAACGCAAUGCUGGUGGAGGUUGACGGUGUUGGUUUUCUUCCUGAUCAGUCUACUCCAAGCACUUCGGAAGGAAGCCUGGAUAUUCCCACAAACUGCAGUGUCAGCGGACAACCAUUAUUAACGAGAAUCGCGGGAGUCUUCGAAGAUAAUGACCCUAAUCGGAAAUCGCGAGAUAACUUAAGAUGACCAUGGAUGUAUAUCUUAAUAUCUACAGUAGUCUACGGAUGAUUUAAAUUAGAAGAAUCUUCUGUUCUCUACGUCACUGUUCGACUAUCACGCCUGUGUAUGUGCAUUGUGGCGUCAUCGUUUGCCUUGUCACUUGAUCAGUCUUUAUUAAGUGAACUGAUAGAUCUGCAUUGUGGCUUAUUAAAUCAGAUAGGCCUAGUGACGUUAAGCAAGAUCUUGGUUGGUCCUUGAAGUAUCUCCAGUUUGACCCUCGCGCAGUCGAUAGGAAUGGUUAGUUCAAGCUAAUAAAGAUACGAAUGCUGGAAUAACCAAGGCAGGUUUGGUCUAAAUUGACUAAGUUAACAGUGGCUAAACUGUCUACUAACCCUUCGGGAACAGUCACAUGAAGACGUUAGACCUAUAUCAAAUGAGUCUAGUAAUUUAACUGACGGCAGCAAAGAGAGAUUUCUCGUGUUUCAUCAAGCAGUUGUAUUAACGUAUUUAUGGACUUAUCAAAUUACAAUAUAUCAUAUAUACCUCCUUAGACAUGUUACCAAUAGGAGCAUAUUUUAGACAGCAAAUUUUAAGCUUAUUUUAAUGACUAAUUUCUUUAUGGAAGACUUUAAAUUAUUUAAUUUAUCUAAUAAAAUGGAAUGAAUC